Messenger RNA from Homarus americanus (American lobster), 732 nucleotides. Its product is annotated as tigger transposable element-derived protein 1-like. The record is from RefSeq and is a predicted model, not a curated record. Gene Ontology annotation, cellular component: nucleus. NCBI's taxonomy places the organism in Eukaryota, Metazoa, Arthropoda, Malacostraca, Decapoda, Nephropidae. The coding region runs from base 1 to 732 and encodes 243 amino acids. Gene Ontology annotation, molecular function: DNA binding. The transcript has 3 exons.
AUGGCUGCCCCAGGAUUCAAAGCAGCCAAAGAUCGUAUCACACUCCUCUUGGGUGGUAAUGCAGAAGGUGAAUUUAAACUCAAACUUCUCGCUGUAUAUCACUCUGAGAAUCCUAGAGCAUUCAAAGCGUUAAAGGAAUACUGUGCCAAGAAAAACAUAACACACAAGGCACUGCUUAUAUUAGAUAAUGCUCCAGGCCAUCCAGCUCACCUAAAUGAAUUGUCUGAACAUGUACCAGUCAUUUUUCUUCCACUGAAUACCAUGUCCAUGCUUCAACCUAUGGACCAAGGCGUUAUCUCAUCAUUUAAGGCCUAUUAUUUACGCCGUGCUAUGUCUCAACUGAUUGGAGAAACAGAUGAUGCUGGAAAGCCGUCCAUAAAAGAAUUUUGGCGUGGAUAUCAUAUUCUAAAAGCUGUUAAAAACACUGGACAGUCAUGGAAGGAAGUAACAGACGACAACAUGAAUGGUGUGUGGAGAAAAUUGUGGCUGGAAUGUGUAAGAACCCUUAAAGGCAUUGAGGAAACCAUGCCAAACAUUCAAAGAAAUAUUGUUGAGCUUGCCAAGCACAUGGUAGGAUUUGAAGAAGUUGAUGAAGAGAAUGUUCAGGAGCUGUUAAACAGUCAUGGAGAAGACCUAACCAACGAAGAACUUAUACAUCUUGAACAAGAACAACACGACCGGACCACAAACACAUCCACAGAUAUCCCUACAUCAUCUCACAAGUGGAUGUGA